CAUGGUAAUUUGGAUAUGGCAGUGACCGAUUCGAUGAGUGUGAAGGCCGUUCGCCGUUCUGACUCGACAUUUGUUGUUGAGCUGUAUGUGAAGGUCGUUUCUGCGUUGGGGUUGUUUUUACGUGGGUCUUUCGAGCACACCUCAAUAAACAUGUCUUUGACAACACUGGCCAGCGUGUCCAGGACCUUAGCGAAAUCUUUUGGAAUCCAGAGAUGUGCCACAUUAGUAUCUUCUGGAUUCCAUUCAACAUCAAGGGUUGAUGGCAGACCCAAAUCCCCAUUCCCUGAUCCCAAAAAGGACAUGAUCAACAACACAAAAAUCAGAGGAAUUGAUAUUCUGAGAGAUGCAAAAUUGAACAAGGGUCAAGCAUUCACUCUGAAAGAAAGACAGUUGAUGGGAAUCCAUGGCCUUCUUCCACCUGUUAUCAUUGAUCAAGAUACACAGCUGGCUCGCGUGAUGUCCAACUUUAAUAAGCGCAACACUGACAUUGAUAAGUACAUCUACCUGAUGGCUCUCUACGACAGGAACGAGCGUCUCUUUUAUCGUGCGCUUUGUGAGUACACAGAGCUAAUGAUGCCCAUUGUCUACACACCAACUGUUGGCAAGGUUUGCCAAGAAUAUGGGCUGCUGUACAGAAAGCCAAGAGGUCUAUUUUUGUCCAUUAAUGACAAAGGACAUCUGUAUCAAAUGGUGUGCAAUUGGCCAGAAAACGAUGUGAAGGCUGUAGUGGUGACGGAUGGGGAGAGGAUUCUAGGCCUGGGUGACCUUGGAGUGAAUGGCAUGGGUAUCCCCAUUGGCAAGCUGUCCCUGUACACAGCUCUAGGAGGUAUCCCACCACAUGAGUGUCUCCCGGUCGUGCUGGAUGUAGGCACCAACAACAAGACAUUGUUGAACGACCCUCUCUACAUUGGCAAACGGACUCCGAGAGUGACUGGACCAGUUUAUGAUGAAUUCAUUGAGGAAUUCGUAGAGGCAAUUGUCAAAAGAUAUGGGCAGUCAACUCUGAUCCAGUUUGAGGACUUUGGCAACAGCAACGCCUUCAAAAUACUGGAGAAGUACAGACAAAGGUACUGCUGCUUCAACGACGACAUUCAAGGUACAGCCUCAGUGGCAGCUGCUGGUAUCUUUGCAUCUCUGCGUAUCACGAAAAAGAAACUCUCUGAAAAUGUGUUUGUCAUGCAGGGCGCCGGUGAGGCCAAUAUCGGUAUUGCUAACCUGCUGGCCCUAGCCAUGACAGAGGAGGGGACGCCCCUGCAGGAGGCCAGAGACAAGAUCUGGAUGGUGGACUCCAAGGGUCUCAUUGUGCAUGGGCGACCCUCGGGCGGCAUCAGCGGACACAAGAAGGACUUUGCCAAGAAGCACAGACCCAUCGAUACGCUGGAAGAGGUAGUGAAGGUGGUCAAACCGACAGCAAUUAUUGGGGCGGCUGCGGUGCCCCAUGCGUUCACGGAGACGAUCCUUCGAGACAUGGCAGCCUUCAAUGAGCGACCAAUCAUCUUUGCCCUCUCCAAUCCCACUAGCAUGGCUGAGUGUACUGCAGAAGAAGCAUACAAUUUUACUGAGGGUCGCUGUGUGUUUGCCAGUGGGAGCCCAUUUGACCCUGUGGUCUACAAGGGCCAGACAUUCUACCCUGGGCAGGGCAACAACGCCUACAUCUUCCCAGGGGUGGCACUGGGCAUCAUCGCAUUUAGGGUCCGACACAUCCAUGAGUCUAUCUUCCUGAGGGCCGCACAGACAUGUGCUGGCUUGGUGACAGAUGACCACCUGGCGCAGGGCCGUGUGUACCCGCCACUCUCUGAGAUCCAGAACGUCAGCCUGUGCAUCGCGACCGAGCUGGGCAACAACGUUUACAAGGAAGGCCUCGCGAUGCAGUACCCGGAGCCGAAGGACAAGCAGGCACACAUCAAGAGCUUGAUGUACUCCACGGCGUAUGAGAACUUUGAGCCUGACACCUGGGACUGGCCCGCCAAGUAGAGGAAAAGCCUUACAAAUAGAGGGCAGGUAGUUUGUAUUGACAUACAGAAUUAUUAUGUUCAGUGAAGCCCGUUUUGUUUUCGUUUUUUUUUGUAACAUCUGGGACUGGCUUUCCAAAUAGUGUGAAUUUUUUUUUAAAUAGAUAUUCAUUCUGUUUAAGAAGACUCAAUUGUUGUUGACAUGUUUUUAUCAAUUUUUUAAUGUAUGUGCUGUUUCAUUUUGUCAUUUUGAAAAUACAGAAUAAUUAUGUUCACUAUAGCCUUUAUUGUUUGUGUUUUUUUAUUAUUAUAUCAGGCUUAUUUUUCAAAUGUAUGUGUUGUUUCUUUUGGUCUUGACAUCAUGUCAAAGAAGAGGACUCCUUGCCUUUAAGCUUUAGGCAUUGAUGGUUUUGACAAUUUGUAAUAAUGUUUUUUCUCUGAAAUGUUGAGAUUGUUUUUUUGUUUUGUUUUUGGAGACUCAUUUUUGAUGUUUUGGCCUUGAUAUAAUUGUAUGGUGAUAUGUUUUCAGACUUUGUAUUUGUCAGAUCAGUUUUUAAAAAAAUACAUAGUUUUAGAAAUGGUUUAAUUGAUUGAAUUGUAUAUUUUCUUAAAAGUUUACAUUUUUGUUAGUGGAUCCAUUUUAUGAAGUGCUUACAAAAUGUUGUUGUUUGCAAAGUAAUACAUGUAAGAAUGCUAUAAAAUGUUUUCAAGUUAAGAGUAGGCAUUUCAGCAAUCAAAACAUUUUUAAAUUGCAUCCCCUUCCAAGGUUUUAGUCAGCUAAACCACUAUUGAUAUGUUUUCUCUUUUCUUUUGAAAACAUUAAAUUUCUCAUACUCUGUCACAAGCUUUGCUGUGAAUAAUUUGGGUUUUUUUGUCAUGCGAUGUUUGAACAGCAAAUACAUCAGUUGAAAAAAAAAGUGAACAACUGCCUUUAAGUUAAUUAGAAUUAUCUUAGAGAUGUUCUGACUUGUAUUAUUGUAAUCAUUAUAAAAUAUUUAACCUUGUAGUUGUUAUUUUAUUCCUGUGACAAUUAUUAAUUAUCUGUUUAAUCAAUAAGUGUAGCAUUCCCGGAUGAUAUUUUUGAUUUUAUUAUCAAAAUCAAUCAUGAACAAAUAUUAGUGUUAAUGUUUUAUAAUUGCCUACAUGAAAUUUUGCAUGCAUCCGAUUCUUCAAUCCAAGAUACAUAUAAUGUCUGUGCACGUUAUCAAAAAUAUGAAACAUUUCCUAUUUCUAUUUUAUUUUACUUGCGCUUAAGUUAAACUGAUAUUUUGAGUUUCACAGAGCAUUUGAAAGGUCUUUUAAACAAAAAAUAAAUUGUGACUGUUAAUUUGUGAAGUCAUACAUGUGGCUUAUGUUAACUUUUGUGUCUUUGAAACUCAAUUCUAUUAAAUAAUGUCUGCAUAACAUUCUUGAACUCGAUGCCCUGUGUUGUUUACAAUUUAAUAAUAAUCUUAACGUCUUCUAUAAAACUUGCCCAUUAACUCGUUUAAGACAAUAAAUAUAUUAUGUUAAUACAAUUAAUGGUAUUCUAGUUGGUCUUUCCUUGAAUAAUGUGUUACCCAUCAAAACUUUUUGACAUUUUUAAAUAAUUUGGCAUGUUUAAAAAUUGAUUAUCAUAUAAUAAAUCCAUGUUUUUUAAUACCGUAUAAUAAAUGCAUUUAAGGUGCUGUUUAUGCACUGAUGAUAAAAACCUUCUGAUAAAACUUAGCAUUUAUUAAAUAUCUUCCUUUAGUAAAAAAGUCUUUCAUGUGCAUUUUAAUUAGUUUGUGUUCAAUGUUUUCAUUAAUUUGUGUUCAAUGUUUUCAUCUAUAGAACAACCCUCAAAGGUUGAGGACAAUGUCAUCCUUUGAAUGGUAGAAGAGCCAAUCAGCUUUUGUUUCACAGUAUAUGAAAUAUUGACCUUGACUGAACAUUAUGUUUCAAAAUAUAAAAUGUCUUAAUCCGAAACUGUUAACAAAAAAUGUUAUGUUUAGGAAUGACAAUGGUCAUUAUAUUGUAAUCUUUGAUUUUCUAUGUAGUAUUGAGACUAAGAUUGCUCUUAACAGUGUGUAGUGGUACAUUGCUUAAAAUGGACAAUAUUAGCCUUGUAUUUGGCAAACUGGGCUUAAUGCAUGUGCAAAAAAUGUCCCAGAAAAGCAUGUGCAGUGAACAUUGUCAGGGACAACACUUUUGGCCUAAACCUGAUUUUCGUUUAGAAGAGACUUCUAUAAAGGAAAAAAUCUAUUAAAGCUGUGUCAUACCUGACUAGCCUCUAAUCUAGGAGAACACUGCACAUAUUCAUUAAGCCCUAUCUUCCCAAACUGAGGUUCAGCUUGCUAUGAGGGUUGCCCUAGCUGUUCAUUUUGUACUAAUGUUCUCCGUGUAUCUCUUGUAGUGUAGAAUUGCUUUGUCCCAAAACAGUAUAAGUGGUACUGGUGCUUUCUCAAGGGUGGAAGUUAUUUCUUGUUGUUUUAUACUCAUAGCAUCAUAUAAUGAAGAAUAUAAAAGUUACGGGUCUUUUAUAUGGGGCACCUUAGAUGCAAACAGGGUUGGGAGUGCAUGAGAAGCAUAGAUCUUUUCACUGUUAAUAUGCUUAACAUUAUAUCUUAGGCAGUAACGUUGUUUGAUGUGUAAUAAAUAUUGGAUAAUUGCUCGGGUACAAAAUCCGUUUUUUUUUUGCAUUUCAGCUCAUUUAUUUCUGGUUUUUAAGGAAAAAAAUGCACAAAAAAUGUCCUUGCAUUUUUGAGUUUUACAAGAGAUUGCUUUCUUUCUUAAUGGGUGAACUGUUUUAAAGCGGCUUUUGAAAACCUAAAUCACAAAAAGGUGUUUAUAUAAACAUUGUGUAUGGGAACGAAAGCUAUGGUUAGUGACUUUAAAAUACUGUUUAAAUGUUUCUUAUUUUUGUAAAAAACAAAAAUCCAAACAUGUAGCAAUUAUGUUAAAAUGCAAUACCCUUAUACAAAAACACUCAUGGUAAUAAAAUCAGUAAAUUAAAAAAUUCGUGCUUCUACAUCAAGUAUUGAAUAACAGUUGGAAGUAAAGAUUUUAUUAUUACGGUAAAUACGGUACUGAUGUAAUUUCACUUUUUAAAAAAUGUUUUAGCCAGUUUACCCGAAGACAUGAUUAAGUGCAUGUUAGAAUGCCUGUCCUAUAUUUGUUCCUGCUGUACAUUGGGUUAAGAGAGUUGAUUAUUUGCAAUGAUUCCUGUAUUUAGUGAAAAUUAAAAACAGAAUCUAUUUAAAACAAACCUAUGAGAAUUAAUUUCAACUAUUCCUUAAUAAGUGGACUGUUAACUUUAUUACUUGUGGUCGAAGUAUUUUGUUUCAUUAAUUGGAGUUCUUUGUAAAAAAAUAAGAUAUUUUGUAACUGAUUCAAUAUUCUUAUCUACUAGUAUAUUUUGUAUUGCAUAUCCCUUUGCAUGCUGGGAAAUUUGUUGUCUGCUAAAAUGUCAUCUGCUGAAUUUCUAAAAUUAGCAUUUUCUUCAAUUUUUUUCAAAGAAUACUAUCAGAAUAGCAAACAGUUUGGAUCCUGAUGAGACGCCACGUUUUGUGGCGUCUCAUCUGGAUCCAAACUGUUUGCAAAGGCUUUUAAAAUUCGGUUCCAGCACUCAAAGAGAUAUAAUCCUUACACUUGUACUGUGCUUCUAUGAUGCACACUGUACAGCCAUUUUAAUCGUCUGCUUUUGCUAUUUUGCACUUGAUGAAGUGGUCAAUAUUCAUGCACAGUAUGUGUCAAAAAACUUUUUUGUAAAUUUAUUAUGUUUAUUUAGAAUAAAAAUUGAUCUUGUACUUGAAUCUCUAUCUUCAUCAGAGCAUUUGAUCACAAACGAUACUAUUCAUGAUUACCGAGAUUUUUACCACUUUUAGCACUGUUCACAAGUUUAUUUAUUACACAGAGAAUUGUUCACACAUUAUGUUUAGUCUGUGUCUAUGCUGGAAAUUCUGUCAUACAACACAUUUAAGUAAUAAAUCCUUAAUAAUCAAAUUUGUAUCAAGUUUAAUGUUCUUAAAUAUUAAAAAGUCAAUAGCUUGCUGUUUUUUUUCAUGGUCUUGAUAGCAUUGUGUGAUUUAUUUGAUAGCUUUUACAAUGUGUGUAUGUGUUGUUGGUUUUUUGUAUUGCCUUUGGCUUCUCAGCAUGGUAUAACACACGGUUGUCUGAAAGUAUUUUGUAUAUUUGGUGUCAAAAUAAAAAAUUCUACAGAA
This is a messenger RNA of Dreissena polymorpha, 6133 nucleotides long. Its product is annotated as NADP-dependent malic enzyme-like. The coding region runs from base 16 to 1974 and encodes 652 amino acids. The transcript has 12 exons. The record is from RefSeq and is a predicted model, not a curated record. Gene Ontology annotation, biological process: pyruvate metabolic process; malate metabolic process. Lineage: Eukaryota; Metazoa; Mollusca; Bivalvia; Myida; Dreissenidae. Gene Ontology annotation, molecular function: malate dehydrogenase (decarboxylating) (NADP+) activity; NAD binding; malate dehydrogenase (decarboxylating) (NAD+) activity. Gene Ontology annotation, cellular component: mitochondrion.